This is a messenger RNA of Daphnia pulex (common water flea), 1701 nucleotides long. RefSeq names its product multiple inositol polyphosphate phosphatase 1-like. NCBI's taxonomy places the organism in Eukaryota, Metazoa, Arthropoda, Branchiopoda, Diplostraca, Daphniidae. The transcript has 6 exons. Gene Ontology annotation, molecular function: acid phosphatase activity; inositol phosphate phosphatase activity. Bases 141 to 1544 code for a protein of 467 amino acids. The record is from RefSeq and is a predicted model, not a curated record.
GAUUGCCUCGAUAUUAUACAAACGUAUAUAGUUCUAUACCUAUAUAAGGACACCCGACUGUCGAUCGUCUUCAGGUCAUUCCAAAUUUUGGCUUCGUCUCUGAUCAUCAACAGCAGGAAAUUCAUUCAGAAAAGUUGAAAAUGAUGGUUCUAAGAGUGGCAUUGGUCGCUCUGCUGUCGGCCGUCGUCUCAGUCUCGGCCCAGGUCAAUUCCUGCUACGCCGACAUCGCCAGUCCCAAUUUCUAUUUCGCCACCAAAACCUCCUACAAGUUCGUCAAAAACACAAACACUGAUCUCAUCACUUUGCCAGGUUGCGAGGCCGUUCAAAUGUGGCUCUUUUCGCGCCACGGAACGAGGUACCCGCGAAACGAUCCCGAGCCCGGAGGCGAGGACUACAGGGCCGCCCCGCAGGAGGGACGUGAAAUGGAGCUGGACGCCCUGACCCAGCAGAUGCCGAUCCUGAGAGACGCCGUCAUCCAGAAUCACGUGAGCGGCAGGGGCGAAUUGUGCGCCGAGGACCUGCAGAACCUGCGCGACUGGACCAUCGACAUCCCGCCCGAGUUGGAGGAGAAAUUGGCGCCCUCCGGCGAAGAGGAAAUGCACGACAUUGGCCAGCGCUACACGAAACGUUUGCCCGGCCUGCUCGACCGCUCCUACAAAGAUGGCGACUACACGUUUCGAUUCACGACGGCCAGCCGGGCGGAGAAGAGCUGCCAUCAUUUCGCCAAAGGCGUUUGGGGUAAUAACGAAGAGGACACGAUCGUCUAUCCGGUUCCCAUCGAAAACGACCCUCUCAUCCGGUUUUACAAGGUGUGCAGCAAGUGGUACGACGAGGUGGACAACAACACGGCAUCUCGCGUCGAGUGGCAGAAAUUCAUCGACGGUCCCGAAGUGGCCCAGACGGUGGCCGCCGUUUCCAAGCGCCUCGGCUUCUCCACCAGCACCCCCCUCUCUUACGAUCAAGUGUCUUUGACCUACACCAUGUGUCGCUACGACAAGGCCCUCUAUUACGGCCAACUGUCGCCGUGGUGCGCCGCCUUCUCCAAUUCAGACCUGUUGGUCCUCGAGUACGUCGACGACCUGCUCUACUAUUACAAGGACGGCUACGGUUACGACAUCAACUGGAUGCAGGCCUGCAAUCCGGUCGUCGACGUCGCCACUUACUUCAAUUCCAUCGUGUUGGGGGCCACCAGCAAACCGUACGGCAUCUUCUACUUUUCUCAUUCGGGCGCCAUGGCUAAAUUGCUGGCCCGUUGGGGACUCUACAAGGACGCCAUGGCCCCAACGGCUUCCAACUUCGCCUUCAUGUCGGGCCGGCAGUGGAGCACGUCGCGAAUGCAGAAUUUCGGCGUCAACAUGGUCUUCGUCCUCUUCCGCUGCGAACUCAACACCUACAAGGUCCAGCUGUACGUCAACGAGCGGCUGACGCACAUUCCCGGCUGUGCCGGCGACACUUGCCUCUUCUCCGAGUUCGCCGCCAUCGUCCAGCCCAUCAUCGAAACCUGCGACUUGGACGCCAUCUGCGAAAACCCGCCAGCCUAUUAACGAUCAAAAACUAUCAUAAACAAGAUAGGCCUAAUAUACCUAAAACGAUGUCAAUUGAAUAAUUAAUAAAUGCAUGUCACUAAAGUGAUACGACAGCGAAAGAUAUUAUAUAAUACAGUUUGAACUGCCUAAAGCUUAAUAAAUGUGAUUCCCCGCA